ACAACUCGUUUUACAAAAACGCAUCGGUUUGUUAAAGAACUGCCAUCAAGACAAAACUGCCGGCAGGAGGUAUUAAUUUGUGCAUUCUUAGCGUCCACCUGUUGUCUUGCAGACGAACUUAGUGAAGGGGCGUGGUAGAAUCGGGACCCACGUGCCGAUAGUUACAUAAAUACAGUGAUCAAUCACGUUUACAAACUAUUAAAAUGGAGUUACAAAUAGUUCUUGUUGGGGCUGUUGUGUUCAUAGUAUCUGCAGUAAUUAUUUAUCUGAUUUCUGCCUUUACAAUGAAAGAAAAGACUUUUGAAGAAGUUAUUGCAGAACAGCGGCGUAAACAAGAAGAAGAAGAACUGAAAAUAAAACAAGAAAAGAAAGCUGAAAAAGAUACUCGCAGGAGAAAGAAGGGUAAGGAGAAGGUCAAAGGAGACCAAUCGCCAAAAGUUUCGAUGCCCAGCGUACCAGUUGUUAAACCAGAAGAACCCAAAUUUACUGAGCAUAAGAUGGUUAAUAUUGAGCUAGAGCCAGAAAUCAUUGAGCCAGUUGCAGCUGAAGUUCCAUUGAAGAAGACAAAGAAACUGGAUAAGCCAGCCAAACCAAUCCUGCAUAAUAAGGAUGAGAAGACAUACAAAGUUGCUGAGGAAAACAUGGAAGAAUAUGUGCACCGAGGGCCUCCUCCCAAGGAUGAUAUGGAGCUGAAACUGAUCCGGGACAAGAAAGAAAAGCAAAAGAAAGAGAGGAGUAAGAAACAGGAGGAGCCUGAACCAGUUGUGGAGGAAAUGAUGCAAAUGUCUCAAACCUCGUCGCAGGCUGCUGCACCUAGUGCAAAAACAGGGACUGGACAUGCGCAGUUGAUUACAUCAUUGAAAGAAGCGUCAUUCAGUGAAAAUGAGGCCCAAACUAUGAUUGACAUUCUGCUUUCAAAACAAGGAGGAGCAACGCCUGUUGCGAGUGACUGGAAUAAGAAAUCACAAAGAGGUGAUCCUGUAGUGAUGUUGCGAAAACAGUUAGAAGAAAAGGAGAAAGCAUUGCAAGAAGAGCAACAGAUGGUGUUUGCUGCCAACAACAAAUACAAAGAGAUAAAUCAACAGCUUACACAGGAAAAAUUAAAGGCACAGACAACAGAAAAACAACUAAUAGAGAAAAUUGACUACCAGGGCCGUGAAACAGUGGCCCUGCACCAGAGAAUGCAGCAUGCACAUGAGCAGCACAUGCAGGAAACCAAACAGUUUCAGACUCGUAUUCAACAGCUGGAGGCACAAACGGGGGAUAAAUCACAGUACCAGAAAGUUAUUGAAGAGAAUAAAUCCUUGAGGGAAGCAUUGACAAAAACUCAAUCAGAGUCAUUACCAGCUGCGGAGGCCAACAGCUUGAAGCAGAAAGUCAGUAUAAUGGAGAAGGAGAUGUCCAGCAACAUGUUAAAACUGAACUCCAGUGAGAACACGUGCACAACUUUGAAGAAGAAGGUUGAAAAGCUUGAAGCAGAGAUAAAACGUUUAGAAUCACAGUCAAGUACAGGAAGUGUAUUGGAAAAAAGGAUUGACGAGCUUAGCCAAGAGCUUCGAAGCCUUGAAUCUAAAAAUAAAUCACUCGAAGGAGAGCGCGUGAGUCGCGAGCAGGCAGUUGACAUGGCGCAGAAAGAAUGCGUAAAUCUGAAGAUCAAACUGCAGGAGUUGGAAAGGGCACUUACAGAGAGCGAUAAUUCAACACGCGAAAGGGAAGAGAGGCUAAAGAGAGUCUCCGAGUCGGAGGCAGAAAGACUUAAAAUAAAUACAGAAGAAAACUUAAAAAACUUGCAGAAGAAAAUAGAAAGUAUUGACAAUGAAAAGACAAGUUUAAAAACAGAGGUGCAGAGUUUGAAGCAGGAGAAUAGCCAGUUGAGUACAGAGUUGAAGACCACACAGGAGAAGGUCCAGGAGACGCAGGCAAAGUCGUCACAGAUGAACGGGGACGUGAGGGAGUCUGAGAACACAAUCAGCAUGGAGGACCAUCACAAGCAGCUCAGUGACAAAGAUGCACAACUCACCAAACUGACAACAGAGAUGCAAACAACCAUUUCCAAAGUAGCAGAGUUAGAAAGUCAGUUGGAGACACAAAAGCAGAAAAACAAUGAUUUACGCACAAAGAAUUGGAAAGCUAUGGAAGCAUUAAACCAAACUGAAAAAUCUGUCAAUGACAAAGUUCAAAGUGCAAUUAAAGAAAAGAUGGAUGCGUUGUCAAGCAAUCAAAGAGAAGUAGAGUCGUAUGACAAGACGUUAUUGCAGAGGCUGUUCCCAGAAGUCACUGUGGCCAGCAAAGCGAGCCAUAAGGAAUGGAUGACAGAGUUUGAACAGCAGAUAUCCGCCCACAAUAAAGCCUUAAAACAGUCUUCCUCUGCAUCCAGUGAUAAUAGUGCCAAACUGGAGGUGCGUGUUUCCGAGCUGGAGUCUCACAUCGAGGAGUUGAAGACCAGGCAGGCUGAGGCCGAGUCAAGUCGGGACAAGUUGCAAUCAGCCCUCGAGGAGUCCGACAGUGCGUCUGCGAAACUUCAGCUGCAAGUGGGACAAUACCGCAAUGUGCUCUCUGAAACAGAGAACAAGUUAACACAAUUAGAGAACAGUGUUGAGGCAGAGGAGAAGAAGUGGCAGGAGAGACUGGCGGCUAAGGAGGAGGAGCUCACACAGUUGAAAAAUGAACAUGCCAGUGCAAAAUCAUCAGGCUCUGACAGCCAAGAGAUGAAGGACAGACUGUUGGACUUGGAGAGCCAGUUUAGGACCUCCCAAGACCAGUGUAGCCUGCUACAGUCACAGCUUAAACAGGCUGAGAGCAGGACCACUGAGUACACUGUGCACAUCACGGAACUCCAGAAGACCAGCACCGCUGUUACAGAAGUCAAUGCAGAAUUAGAAAAACUAAAGGUGUCCCUAGCAGGAGAACAGAAGAAAAACAAGGAUCUAGCAUCACAAAUUGUCCGACUGAAUGGCAUUAUCAAGACUGGUCAUGAUGCCCUGACGCAGGAACAGAACUUGGUGAAGAAGCUUAAAGAACAGAUGUCCAACGGUGUGGACAAACAGGGGUCUGGAGAUAUUCCUGCAUCGUCUGAGGUGGACAAGUUACGAGCACAGCUAGAGGAGAAAGAUCGGCUUCUAGAAAAAGAAAUCAGUGCAAAAAAGCUUCUUAGUCAAAAAUUGGCUCAAUUAGGUGUAAUGACCGCCUCUCACACCAGUCUAAAUGAUGAGGGUACGUCUGUGUGAGCACUGGGAACCUGACCAAUGUCUGCCGACAUCCUCUACAGCUUCGUAUACUUGGAAAGCAGAGAAUAUAUUAACCAUGCAUUUGAUCCACUGACUACAUAAGACACUUUUUUCUGCAGUCCGAUAAAAUUGAGACUGUCUUUAUUAUAGUAUUGCAUUGUUUUGUUGUAUCUAUUUAUGUUCAUUUUAUGAAGAUGCUGUUAUGAGAUACUUAAGAUUUUUUUGUACAACUUAAACUUGUUGAUAUUUCUGAUAGAUAAAGAAAACAUUUGUCCCGCACUUCUAACCACUGUAAUGUAUGUACAUAGUUAUUGCAACUGUUGCUUGUACACAUAGAGGGUAUUAAAAUGAUUUCUUACUGGUUGUGCUCAUGAUUGAUAUAAAUUUUAUGAUAUUUACUUGUUAACAGCUGUGUGCAGCUUAACCAAACAUUAUUCAAAGUACUAGUACAUUUGGUCUGCGUACUAUUUCAGUUUCUUGCUUUGAAAUUCUAUAAAGCAUUAACAAAAAAACAUUUUGUAUAUACAAUUAUUGUGUAUAAAUCCUGUUGCUAUGUGAUACUGAUGCAGAUUUUACCCUAGAAUAUUGUAAUGCUGCUAAGAAUUCUCUUUUAUGUUCUGUAUUUAAGUUUUCAGUACUGUUACUUUAUAGAAUACUAAAUUUGUGUAAAAAUAUAUGAACCGCCUUUCGAAAAAGGCAUCUUAUAAUCAGGUGCAUACAAAGGAGUAUGUGAUGCAUUUUGAGAAAAUGGGGCUUAAUGCAUGUGCGUAAAGUGUCAUCCUAGAUUAGCCUUUGAAGUCCACAGGCUAAUCAGGGACGACACGUUCCACUUUUAUGGUAUUUUUCGUUUAAAGGAAGUAUCUUCUACACGAACAUCCAGUUAAGGCAGAAAGUGAAGUCCCUGAUUAGCCUGUGCGGACUGCACAGGCUAAUCUGGAAAGACACUUUUGGCACAUGCAUUAAGCCCACAUUUUCUCAGAUAGCGACUCAGUAUAUAAGGUUGUUCAAGAAAUCAUUUUUGGCUCAGUGUUAGUUAUUGCAGUAACAAACAAUGGUUUGGAGUUCAGAUGUGUAGGAAUCUAACCAUUAGGUCAACAGCUUGAUUGGUUGAAUUGCAAGCAUGGCAAUGAUGAACUCUUAGAUUUUACUGCAAUAAUCAACACGUAGACUUUAACUAUUUCGACUUUUGGGCAUUUGUACAAUUUGUUUGUGUAAUGUAGAAUAAUUAUUUAUAGAUUUUAAACUAUCCUCCCAAAUGAUGCAACACCAAGGGAAUAAUCCAAGUGACAUCAUAGAUAUUAUUAAACUCAGUGAAGCUAUUAUGCUAAUAAAUGCCAAACAAACAAAACGUAAACAAUUUUGGUAGAAUUAAAUAUAACAUUUGCACAACUACAAUGUAUUUGUUUUUUACCGCACUGCAUGAUACAUUUUUGUCAAAAGUUUAUGAGAUCAGAUGUGUAAGCAUGCUUGAAUUGUAUGGAAUUUAACUUUUGGUUUCAAAUUGAUUGUAUGUUUGCAUAAUAUUAUUUAAAUGGCAAUUUUUACAUAAUUUAACUGCCUGUAAUUAACAAUCUGACUUGAGAUUCAAACAAUUAUUUGCAAUUAGUGUAAAUUGAGCUGAUUGUUAAAACUAGGGGACCAAAAUUAAGCGGGUAUGGUCAUUACUUUUACAUUGAAAUGUUUUUAAAAUGUUUAUUUUGGGAACUUUAUCAUAGAUAUACAUGAAGAAAUAUGUUUUAGCUUAAUUGUUAAAAGUUGGUAUACAGAUAUCAUUUCUUCUGAUUGAAUAGCGAUUCUAUGAUGGGAUUUUUAUACAUGUAUGUUACUGGGUAAGUCAUCUGCAAAUAAUAUUUGUAAUAGCAAGCAUGGUUUAAAUUCAAGAACAACAUAACAAUGUUACAUAUGACUUAUGUUUGUUGCAAACCUUUACAUGCACAAAUGUUAUGAAUAUCAGUGUUUAAGAACUUAAAAAGGCCUUUAAAAAAAUUACAGUUUUUUUAAACUGUCAAUAACUAUUUUUUUUUAAAUUGGUGAUACCAUAAAACUUUGUUUGAAGUAUGGAAAUAAAUACAACAUUUAAAGUGAAAUUAUGGGCAUUUUUCACUGUUGAAUUGAGCUGAAAAGAAUUAAAAAGUCAAAGAGUUAGUUAAAAUGUGGUAACUGACCAAUUAUCUGCAACUCAUCUUUCUACCAGUUGUUUAUAAAAAAAAUAAUAUUAUAUUCGAUAUUUUACAUGACUGUCCCAGUCCUCUAAGCUGUUCGUAACUUUUAUUAGGAUCAGAGUUAGUGUUCCUGUGUCGUAUGAAUAGAUAUCGUUGAAGAAAAGCAAAUCAUUUCUGUUGUCAGUUGUCAAACGAAAGUACGGUUGAUAUUCAAAUGAAUUAUGUUUCUUUUUCCGGGAUAUUGUUUUAGAAUUUUGAUGCUGCAUUCACAAAUAUAUAACUGUAUAUGAAGUGAAAACACCAAAAAAUAAACAAGGAUUGCCAUAUACACCUAUAAACAUAGCAUAUACUUUUAGAUGGGUCUAAUGUCACUUUAAUCCUCAAAAGGGAAUUAAAUUUAUCUGACAAGCCUAAAUAAAUGUUUUAGGGUUGGGGUAGGUGACGCAAACACACUUUUGUAUGUAUAAGCCUGUUUACAACUAGACAACACUUCUGUUUUAAAUCUUAAUUGAUGACACCCCAGAUGAAUAUACAUUUCAUGAUAACCAUUUAUUAUAAUGGUUAAUAGCUAACAUAUCUCAUAAAUACAUGUCAAGAUGCCAGCCAUAACAUCAGACUGCACAGUAACCAUACAUGUCAAAUAUUUGAUAAUUUAGUCAUUUGAAUUGUAGACAAUGUUUUUACUAACAAUAAUAAUGGUAAGAAGUUAUAUGCCUAAAUAGAUGUGUUAUGUUAUUGGUUUGUGUGAUUAGGUAGAUAUAGAUGAAGUAGCAACAAAAUAUAUAUAUAAUAUAUACAUAAAUAUCCAAUUUUGUUUAGAUAGUGACUAAUGAGGUGAGGUUUGACCUAGACGUCUAGGUCUGUGGUUUAUCUUGCAAACAAUAUUUCCCUUGCCAAACAAUCAAGGUUGUUAUUUCUUGAACUUUAAAUUUCCAAAUACCUAGUACAUAAAGGCUUGGCCUGUCAGUGAUUUGCUAGAUUUGUGCGAUACAAAACCUGUGUAAAUGACAUGUACCCAUAAGUAUGUAAUUGUUGUAACUUUGUUUUACAAAGAUUGGAUAAAAGUAUCACCAAAUUACAAAAAUGUAAGUAGAUUUUUUAGAAUUGUUGUUAAAUUAUAUAAUAAAAACAAAGAAUUAGCGAUAUGUUCAGAGGUAAUGGCAGAAAAACCCUGUUAAAUGUCUGCCAAACACUGUCACGAUUUAUUCUGCUCCUCAACUACACAUGUGUAGUGGAAGUAUUUAUUUCCAUCCAUCAAUAGUCACUAACAGUGUGGUAUUUGAGAAAAUACGGUACUAUAUUGUUUUGCAAAUGGAACAUUUUUUUUUGUUUUCUCUAGUCCAUUACUGUGAUAUUCAUUCACUAGAGCUGCAAUAUUGCCAAUAAAACUUCAACCAUUUCAUAAAGAGACAGAGGUAGUGUCGUGUAAAUGAAGGUGUGCCCAUUUUAAAAUUAUGGAAACCACAUUAAAGACAUUUCUGUCUGCAUGUCUUCAUUUGUUUGUAUGACUUUGCCAAAAAAUAACUAUGCACUGAAUUCUAUCAUGAAAUAGGUACAUCAAUAAUCACAAGUGUAUUAGUAAGCCUUUCUGGAAUUUUUCAUAUAACCAUAUACACUACUUCUAAUUCAUGUACUAAACAGCUGUAAACAUGUGUACCAGUACUUGUACACAUUUGAAAAUUGAAAGAUUAUAAAUGUAAAGAAAAUAAUAAGCAUUUAAUAAGCCUACCAGGUUCAAACCAGAACAGCCUAUGAGUAACAGCUCAGGUUUGCUGUUUGCUGCCAAUCAGUAUUGUGGGGUUGGAAAUGAAGAUUUUAAAAUUUUAUUCUAUUAAGAAAGGUCUUUAAUUUGAUUUUUCUGAGGGAAAGAAAUCAGUCGAAAAGCUGUCUAAGCUGUACAGGGUUAAACAGUCUCUCACUUGUUGUUCAAUGUAUUAAUUCCAAUGGCAGUACUGUAUAAACAUUUGAAUAAAAAACCAUCAGACAGUACAUAGUUUUUUACUGAAAACAUUCUAUUUUAUUGCUUUUGACAUUUAAGUUCACUAUUAUGUUUUUUCUGAGGUUUUCACCCUGCAUCUUUCACGGCUUACGAUACUUUCGUUCCCUUUUAACUACCAUGCUGUACUAUGUGAAUUAAUGUUUGGAGUUUGUAUUCCCUCAUAUGGGGGAAAGAUUAUGUGCAGCUGGGUAAAUGUGUGAAAUUAAAAACACACCACUUGUUGCUUUUGUGAUUUUAAUAUUGUACAACUAUUGUUUGCUUCAUAAAAUAUCUCUUGUUAGUGUCACAAUGUGUUAUUAUUUUGUCAGAUAUUGCCAAGAAAUGUAUAAUAUUAAAGGAUAAAUAGAUGUUUUAAAUAGUUAUGUAAUGUAUCAUUAAAGUGCAGGGUUCUAUUUAGCUGUGUUGGUUCUUGUAAUAUUCAUUGCUUGCUCAUCUGUAGCUGUCUCUGUAGACAAAAUGAACUGCUUGUCAUGGAAAUAAAUGUAAUGCAGAGA
Molecule: messenger RNA, 7882 nt
Organism: Dreissena polymorpha
Lineage: Eukaryota; Metazoa; Mollusca; Bivalvia; Myida; Dreissenidae
Product: ribosome-binding protein 1-like
Exons: 26
Coding region: 204-3227 (1007 amino acids)
Cellular component (GO): endoplasmic reticulum membrane
Source: RefSeq, a predicted model, not a curated record